Molecule: messenger RNA, 4270 nt
Organism: Odontomachus brunneus
Lineage: Eukaryota; Metazoa; Arthropoda; Insecta; Hymenoptera; Formicidae
Product: protein PFC0760c-like
Exons: 6
Coding region: 780-3356 (858 amino acids)
Source: RefSeq, a predicted model, not a curated record
GGCGUAACGAACGCUAGUAAAAGCGCACUUUGUUAGGUGACGUCUAGGCGAAAAUGCGCCUAGCUCUGGCCACUAAAAUCAAGUUAGUUGCUCUCAGGCUUCUCUGUCGUGAACCGCGUCCCGUGAAUUGCGCCUAGUUUGCAUUUAGUACGGUGCGGUAUACGCGAGAGGUUCCGCUCGCGAGUGCGGAUUAGCUCCCAGAGAUAGCAGCACAUACGACAAGAAGAACAGAGCCGCAUCACUGUGUUGACACGGUGCCUUCACGGCCGUGGUGGGAAGUGGAAGUUUGGAAGUUUCAGUAUUAGUAGCUCGCCAUGUUUUUCACUGAGAGGGGUGUGUAGAAGAGGCCGGGGUGAGAAUCAUCUCUCGGGGCAUGCAGUGUCAAAAUGGGAAGGAAACUAUACUUGUUAUCCUUCGCUAAGACCUGCCAGCCUCACUCUAACAAUAUAUCCACCACCCAUAUACAAGAAUUAAAUAAUUUUUAAACAACGUAACUGAAACUCUAAGAAAUAUUAAUACCGUUACCGGGCAAUUAAGUAACUUAACGCAAAGAGAGAAAAAAGAAAGAAAAAAAGACAAAAAGAAGAAUUCAAGUAAGAAUUUUAAAAGAAGCAAUUGACGAGCCCGAGCGUUAUGGUGGUGGAUUCAGUUAAAUUGAAACAUUAAAGGACAAUAAUAAAAUACCGUAAUACCUUACUGUAUAUAGGAGAGAUGAUCACCCGAGGGGUAGUGGAGUUUGUUAGAGUUUCUGGGUCUAGGGGAAUAUUCUGUAAGAGGGAAUGAGGAGCCCGAGAGAACAUCUGGUUGGGAUAGCUACGUCCCCUCAAGGGCGUGAAUUCUUCAGCUUAAGGGCCGAGGAUGAGUUGCGCAUGUGGCUUUAUGUUGAGCUGUGCAUAUUGGGAGUGAACGUGUCCAGAUACCUGGAAUUUUUAAUCUCUCUAUUGCGCUACCCCAUCUCGGCCCUAAGUACCGUGCAAGGGAUCGUUGGAGUAGACACGUACACAGGACAACAUCUACUUGCCUCAUCCGUAGAAGAGCUGGAGACCCUUGGUAACUGGAUGCGAGCCGAACGACGAGCUAUUGCCCUGGGAUGUCUGAUAGGUGCUAGCAGUUUUGAUGCAAACUUAUCAAGAAUAAUGAUGCUGGUUGACGAAGUGAUGACGAGGCUAGACAAAGUGGACGGCAGGAACGUGAAUCUUAUGGAAGAAGAAUUUAAGAUACCCAACGAAGAAUUUCACACACCCGCAACGAAUAUAGAAGCAUCCAUGCCUGCCGGUAGCGCUUACGGAACUCAAGAAGAAUUCACAAUCUCAUUGCAACCUGUACUGAUAGAAGAGAUUUCUCGGUGGACGGAAAAGAAUAUUGGCACUACAUACUGCAGCAACACGAACAACAGGAUCAAUUCAUACAAUAACAAAAAUAAUGAAGCAUGCAAUAAAAAUAAUAAUGUAUCCGUUGUGAGUAACAUUGAGUUCCAACAGCCAGACAACAAAAACAGUUUUGGAUUUGUUGAGUCGAUGGAACGGCAAAGAGAAAAGGACCGUCUACAAUUGGAGAUCGAACGGUUACAGUUAGCUCGACUGCAGGCUAAAUUUAACGAGGAUGUGGAAGCAAUUUGGAACGGAGGGUUACAAAUUGCGCAGGAAGAACAGCAGGACUGUAAACUCCUGCAGGACAGGAUAAUCCCUCCUGCCCCUGCUAUAUUUCCAAACUCGCAACCGAUAUUUACAAUACCUGAUGGUUCUCCCAUGAGCGUCUAUUCAUCUGGCUCAAAAAAUGGGAAAAUCAUUGAUGUCGACUUAUUUCACUCAGUAUCUCGCCUUGAAGCACCUAUCAGUGACAUACAGAAUGGCGAGCUAAUCAACGUUCAAGAUCCGGUGGAGAACAGCUUCAAAUAUAAUGCAGGAUAUAAUAACACGAAAAACAUAAAAAAUUGGCCGGACCUGAUUAGCAAUGAUCUUUGGCGCAGAAAAGGAAUAGAAGAUAACUGGGUGUAUUUGACUCGGAAUAUACAAGCGGUUGGUUCCUUUCCAGUAGCAUCCUGCAAACCUUCUCAUGGAAGUCACAUAGAAUCCCCUUCGAUUCUGAAACUAAGUAACCUUCCAGAACCAGAUGAGGAUUUAUUGACUUCCGCACGUACACAUUUUCGCCCAAUAAAGGACGAUGGUUACUGGGCAGACGGAACAACAUUCCCCGUCAAUACUGCUGUAGAACAGGUCGCCUAUCGUAGAUCUGAGUCAGGAAAUGUAUGGUAUCUUCCUGGCGGAGAAAGCCCAUAUAUGGAGUAUCGAGAGAAUGACACGGCCAGCCCCGUCGUGCCCGCAAUACUCUCUUCAAAUUUAACUCCGAAAUUCCGGGUGCGCCAGUGCGACAAGAGUAUCCAAACAGACCCUGUGCGAUUUGCGGUCAGACGUAAACUCUUCUUCGACGAUGAUUGUUAUGACAGUACUCCGCUUAGAGGUGAAGACAUUGUCAUAAACAAGGACGAAGAAGAAGAAGAAGAAGAAGCAGUUAUUGAAGGCGAGGAAACAGUCACGGUCCAGUGUCCAAAAAAUAAAUGGGUUACAGAAAAUCAAGAUGCAAUAACAAUAGAUAAUGAGAAAAAUGGCAUUCAUCAUAAGCAAGAAAUUAAACAGACUAAUAGAGAUCGUGACCAUAAUGGCAAUAGAAAAGAACUGGAAGGUAAAGAUAAAACCGAAAAUAAAAGUUAUGAUAAAGAUGGGGAUGAUCAUGAGGAGAAGGAAAGUGAAGAUGAAGAAGAAGGGGAGCAGGAGCAGGAGGAUAUUAAAAUCGAAAUCUACAAAUAUAACCAAGUAGAAAAAGAUAAUGAAGAAAGGUACAAAGAUAGGGAAAAGACAAAGAAAAAAGAUAAGGACGAAGACGAUGAUGAAGAAGAGGAUGAGGAUGAAGAUGAAAAAAAUGAAGACGAUGACGAUAAUGGAGAUGAUGAUGAUAAUGAGGACAACGAUAAUGGGGAUGAUGAUAACGAAGGUGAUGACGAUGACGAUGAAGAAGAAGAUGACGAUGACGACGAAAAUGACGAUGGUGACGAUGAGGACGAAAAUGAGGAAGAGAGAAAAGUGGAGAAUGGACAAAGUAGAUAUGAAGAAAAUAGAAAAGAGCAAGAAGAUGAAGAGGACGAGGACGAAGAGGAGAGUGAUGAUGACACUAAAGUUGUGUUUGGUAAUGAAGAAGAAAGACGAAAGUAUAUUUUGGAUAGAAUGAACCGGGCAGCAGUCAAGAUUAAUCUGGCAGAUGAUAGAGAAUGGAAAAACUGUAUGAACAAGGUGAGGGAAAAGCUUUUGAAGAAGAUUGGCACUGACAUAUUUGUGACGAUGCCGGAACGAAUAAUGUAAGCUGGGGAAAUAAACUACGUGACUGAAGAUUUGAAGUUUAGCUAUAAUUGUUUUUAUUGCAAAACGAAGAUGCAAACGAUAGGAGCGUGAAUGGGGGUCCUCUUGGCAUGUGGAAUUUGUUAUGCAUGUAUCCAAGAAGACACGAAUAAACCCCAUCGUCACUCAUAAUAAGCAACACGCGAUAUCGAAGUAAAGCGAGACGCGUGCCUAUUCAAUAUUCAUUUAGAUAAAUGAACAUUAAUCCUUUGAUGAGUAAGGAGGAAAGAAACGAAAUAUGAAGAAAAAAAGGAAAAAAAAGAAGUGUACACCUUAUACAGCGUUUCACGUCGAGAAAACGUUGAAGAACGUAGUCCACGUGAUUUCAGUUGUAGGUUGUUGAUUACUUUUAUGUGAUUUUUGAGGAAACUUAGUGCGCUGAUUUUUAGUAGAAAAAAAUCGUAGGGAGCAAUUUCGUUUCUCGUCCGACGUGCCGCCUAUAGUAUUGGACGUUUUGCGCAUCGAAAUUAAAUAAGAAAAACGAACGCGCGAAAGUUAGGAAUUACAGACAGUUUUGAGUACUUAUUUGAAUGCUGCACGAUUGCAACUCGGGUAUUUCAUUCGAGCGCUGUUUUUCUUUUCUUGUCGUUUUUCUUAAUUAAUAAUGAAUUAUCUUAAUUGUAUUUUUCUAAUUAUAAUUUAACUCCUCCUAGAAGAUUAACCCCUGACUAUCCUCUUCCCCGUUCCCCAUUGCUCCAAACCUCCCUGUAUCCGAUGCUUUUCCUGUGCUCUCCCGAGACAGGAUAAUUGAGAACGUAUGUAUAAAAGGAAAAAAAAAACGUGUAAUUUGAGGACAUGCUUACCCCGCGACGGGUACGCGAGAAGUGUUACUAGGUUGCAGAUGCCAAGCGUACGUUCAAAAAAAAAAAAAUAAAAAA